Messenger RNA from Paramecium pentaurelia, 2146 nucleotides. The record is from the annotation of a GenBank genome assembly. Lineage: Eukaryota; Ciliophora; Oligohymenophorea; Peniculida; Parameciidae.
AUGAAUUAAGUUGCAAAUCAUCAAGGAAUAAAUUAAUUAGUGUAUGGAAUCCUUAUUAAAAUAAAAAUGCAUAAAUCCAAACGAACUUAGAUAAUUUUGUUUUUGAGUCCUAAUGAAGCUCGAAUGAUUUAAAUGGUAAUCUAAUAAUAAAAUUUAGCUUGAUCCUCUUGGUACUUUUAGUAAUUAUUUUGAUCUUACAUAAAUUUCUGAUAUGACAUCAGAGGAGAAAAACAAAUUGAAAAUUAUUAAUUCAUAAGGAAUAUACAUUAAACUAUACUUUGAGAAUCAAUAAUAAUUAAAUAUCAUUAGAGAAGGUUUGCAAUAUCUAAUAGCUGAGGCAUUUCGUAUUUAAAAAUAGUUAGAUAAUUAUAAUCAAAUUUGGAGCAAUGCUUUAAAAUUGAUUACUAAAUCAGAUCUUGAUAUGGAUAAUAAACUCAAUUUUAAGGAAUUCUAAUUUCUAAUUGGAGAAUUAUAAAUUGAAAUUACAGAGAGAAAACUUUUAUAGCUAUUUGAUAAACAUUAAAAAAAUAAUCAAUUAGAUGAAGCUACUUUAUAUAAAUUACUUAUGGAAAUUACAAGGAAACAUGAAUUGAUUCAAUUAUAUCAAAAAUAUUGUAGUAAAUAAGAAGGUUUAUUUGAUGAUCCACAUAAUACUAUGUUGAUGAGUGCUCAUGAUUUAGAAACAUUCUUUUUAAUUGAAUAAGGUUAAAAAGAUUAUUAAGCUAAAAAAUAGAAUUAUAAUUUUUAUGAUUUUUAAAAUAUUAUCUUUAAUUAAGAUAAUUCAAUUUUUUAAACUAAAGAUUUUGAUAAAUCUUAACCUCUUACAUCAUAUUUAAUUAAUUCAUCUCAUAAUACUUAUUUAGAAACAAAUUAAUUAACAGGAUAAUCAAGUUGUUUUGCUUAUUAAGAUGCUUUCAAAAUGGGAUUUAAAUGUGUAGAAUUAGAUUGUUGGGAUGGAGAAGAUGGAGAACCUAAUGUUACUCAUGGACAUACUUUAGUAAAUAAUAUAAAAUUUAUUGAUGUAAUAAAAACUGUAAGAGAAUUUGCAUUUUUUAAAGAUGAUAAUCCUGCUAUAUUAUCCUUAGAAAUGCAUUGUUCCCUUAAAUAAUAAAGAAGAAUUGCUGAAAUAUUAAAGUCAGUUUUAGGAGAAAUGUUAUUUGUAAUUAAGGAUUACAAAGCAAAACAAUUUGCUUCCUUAUAAGAAUUGUAGAGGAAAGUAUUAAUAAAAUAUAAGGCUGAUGAAGAAUUUUUAUAAGAGAAAUUAUAAUUAAGAGAUCAUUCCUUGUCAUUAUAUUGUACAUAGACAAAAGAUGAUAUGCUUAUUUAAUUUGAUGAUGAAGAAGAUAAUGAUAAUUCACUUAAAUAAUAUAGUAAAACACUUGAUAAUAAAUAAGUCAAGAAGAGUUGUAAAGAAAUAUUAGAAAUAACUUCUUUAUUUGCUGUAUCACUUAAAUUGAAUAUCUAUCCAGAUUUAGUAUGGGUAGUUUCUAGUGUUUCUGAAGAUAAGAUUUAAGAUAUAAUAAAAAAGAAUUAAGGUAAAUUUUAUGAUUAUGUAAAUAUUUACUUUGUAAGAAUAUAUCCAUUAGGUUUAAGAUUUGACUCUAGUAAUUAUGAUCCUUUUCCAUCAUGGUCAGCAGGAGCAUAAAUGGUAGCCUUAAAUAUACAAACUAAAGAUAUAUUUAUGUUAUACAAUUAUGGUAUGUUUCUCAAUAGUUCAUAUGUAUUAAAACUAUAAAAUGAUAUUUCAAUGACAAUUUACGUACAAAUUAUAAGUGCUAGUAAUUUAGUAUGGGAAGAAGAAAAAAGAAGAUAAUAAGAAGUUGUUGAUCCUUACAUAAAAGUCAGGAUUGCUGGAAACAAAGAAGAUGUAAAUAAUUCAGAAAAAUGGAGAACUGAAGUUAUUUAUGACAAUGGAUAUCAUCCAAUAUUUAAUUAUAAAUGCAAAAUUUAACUUAAACAUGCUUAAUAAGAUGUGAUUUAUUUUCAAGCAUAUAGUUAUUCGAUUUUGGGAGAUUCAUUAUUGGGAUAAUAUUGUUUAUCUCCAUUAAAUUUAAGAAGAGGUUAUAGAAUAGUACCUUUAUUAAAUUCUUAAUUGAAACCAUUAUUAAAUUCUCAUGUAUUGGUAAAUAUUAAAAUAGAGUAUUGA